Messenger RNA from Anopheles stephensi (Asian malaria mosquito), 1059 nucleotides. Its product is annotated as histidine-rich glycoprotein. Bases 170 to 619 code for a protein of 149 amino acids. The record is from RefSeq and is a predicted model, not a curated record. NCBI's taxonomy places the organism in Eukaryota, Metazoa, Arthropoda, Insecta, Diptera, Culicidae. The transcript is spliced from 3 exons.
AUCGCAACCCGUCCGCGUGCAGACGUUUGCCGUUACCCUAGCGCCAUUCGGUUUCUGUUGUGAUCCAACGUCGUCGACGUCGAUUCCCGCCUUAAGAACUCGUUCACUGUGCAAGUUUCCGGUUCCGGUUAGUGUGCUUGAAGGAAAAUCAAUCCAAUCCAAUCCCAAAAUGUUCAAAUCCAUUAUCUUCGUGACGCUGUUUGUGGGAGUGUGCUUUGCCGGUUUGAUCCACCAUCACGACGAUGACGAUGUGUCGGAAACGGAGCAUCAUCACAACAUCGAGCACAAGCAUGCGACGUCGCAUCAGAGCUUCAAGUUCCACCACUUCCAUGCCGUGCCGGUGUACGUCAAGAAGGAGGACCAACAGUUCCUGAAGCAUCCGGUCGAAAUCUCGGGACUCAAGCAUAACCUCAAGAUCGUCCACCCUGAAACCGAACAGCACCACGGUCAUGGACUUACGCUGGAGAACCACAGCGAGUUCGAGAGCAAACUGCACGGUGGACACGGAUACGAUCUGGGCCAUGCCGGUUCGGAACAUAUUGGCCAGGAGCACUCGUACGGUGGUCACGAGUACGACCAGCACCAGUUCGGACACGAGCUGGAAGAGCAUGAAGAGUAGAGCCUCCCAAGCCCAAAACAAACGUUGCGCGGUUAUUACGCAUCGCAUGUGUAAAAUGUGAUAUAGUCAUUUAAUGUUUAAAUCACCCCCUCAUCGAUCCCGCAAUGGCUAACGAUCAUAAGUAUUAAUCCAUUUCGCUCUGGCUCGCUCGAUCGACGGUCGAUGGCAGCCAGCUAAAUCAUUCGUUCGAAUCAUACCCAAACGGGGAAGUAUUAAUCCAUCUCAAACAUCUACAUCCUGUGGUGUUCAGUUAGUUGAUGAGUCACCUGUGAAAACUAUUAAGGGUUAAAUGUUAAUUGUUGUUAACCCUUUCUACGAUUCACGUACGAGUGAGCAUUGCCCAUUUCAUCCAGAGUCAAAUUCAAAAGGAGCCUCGGAAAACCCGACUGAAGAAAAUGAACUAUUAAAUGAUCAUCAAUAAAAAUCCAUUUAAAAAUUAA